Branchiostoma floridae (Florida lancelet) is the source of this 1705-nucleotide messenger RNA. RefSeq names its product polycystic kidney disease protein 1-like 2. NCBI's taxonomy places the organism in Eukaryota, Metazoa, Chordata, Leptocardii, Amphioxiformes, Branchiostomatidae. The record is from RefSeq and is a predicted model, not a curated record. Gene Ontology annotation, cellular component: membrane. Gene Ontology annotation, biological process: detection of mechanical stimulus. Bases 1059 to 1511 code for a protein of 150 amino acids. The transcript has 5 exons. Gene Ontology annotation, molecular function: calcium channel activity.
CGGCCACAUCUGGUACUCUGUGUACGGCCGGCCUGCCAGCAGCCCCUUCACCCGCACCCAGCGGGUCUCCUGCUGCCUGUCCAUCAUCAUGUGCACCAUGCUGGCAAACAUCAUGUUCUUCGGCCGAGGAGACGACUUCGACCCGCCGGAACCCGUCACGAUCUUCGGGUUUGAUGUGCAGAUCCCCAUUUCAUGGCCUCAGAUCCUGAUCGGUCUCCAAAGCGCCGCGGUGGUGUUUCCCAUCAACGCCAUCAUCAUCUGGAUCUUCCGGAACGUCAAACAGCGUCCAGUUGAAAAGGGAACUUCUACGGACAACCGUGCUGUCAACAAAGACAAUGGCGCCAGCAACAAAUCGUCUACUGCACAACACAACACUCCAACCCCUAUGGAACUGUCAAGCAUUGACAUAUACCUGAUGAAUGCCUCGACGUCAUUGCCAGAAAAGGUAUGUUCUCUAAAUGUAUAGUUGCCUUUUAUUUGUUCCAAGAUUAAUUCAGCUCCCAGGUACUUAAAAACGGCCGGUGUUGGUUCUUCCCAACUCCCCCGUCUUAAUGAUAGUGAAAGAGAUUGGAAAAUAUUGAAUUCUUUCAAUUUCAGAGGUCCUUUCUGCUGUUUUAUCACCGUGUUUUUAUUGCCAUUAAAGGUUCGGCAAAAUACUGCACAACAGGACAGGCAGAAUAACGUCAAUGACGUGACUUCUCCAGGACAGAUCAAGUCUCAAGGUAAAUUUUACAAGCACAUAGAAAUAUUUUAACAAUAUCAGGCAGGAUGCACUGAUUUAUGGGUAAUUUUGUUGUUCGCAUAAAAUCAACACAUUGUUAAAAAUAACUUACCUUGCGGCAGAAGGAAAUAUUAACUUAAUAUUUCCUUCUGCCGCAAGGUAAGUUAUUUUUAAAGGUGGAUUGAGUCGUAAUCAAAGAUCUCUUUAUGUGUAACGAAAGCUACUGUGUGAAACGUUGGAAUGUGUCGUUUUCAUCCCUUUCACAACAAUACUUGUCUUAUGUACAAUACUGUAACUAUAUGUGUCAUGUCAUGAACAAUUCCAGAUUAAAUGUGUCAUGUCAUCAAUAUUUACAGAGGUAAAUGAGAAGUACGCUGUACUGGAUGAUCCCGAGAACGCCACACCCGGGCUGCUGCCGUGGUGGUUUGCCUAUAUUGGCUUCAUCCUGGUGUUCGUCACCACCAACACCGCCGCGUUCUUCGUCAUGCUGUACACGUUUGAGUUCGGGCGGGAGAAAUCAGAAGCCUGGCUGCUCAUCUUCCUGACGUCAUUCCUCUCCGACCUCCUCCUCCUCCAGCCUGUCAAGAUCCUCGCCAUGGCGGCGCUGUUCUCCGUGUUUUUCAAGAAAGCAAACAAGGAAGACGAAGUGAAGAGGUCUGACGUAAAGAAGUAUGGGGAGAUGGUUGCAGGCCAAAAGCAGGUAAUGACUUUGACCCCAUUUCACGCGUUUUCAGAGUCGACUCUUGACAGUUCAAGAACAAUACUAAGUAACUCAGUAAGCGUUUUCUAGAAUGGAAAAUUGCGCAAAAGAAAUAGAUCGGGCCAAUAUUCAAGUGUGCAUGCGCUGUUUAUAAAUAAAACUAAUCACCUGUCAUUUUUCAAACUCAUAGCCACUUACUGUACGUUUAGACAUAUAGACAUAGAAAAUGUGCCAUCAAAGGCUUUUUCCUCAACGAGGAAAAGAAAUCAAUGGCUUGAAAUGUA